ACGUAGCAGUUGGAAAUCCUAAUCCAUUCAUAUGUCGAUUGGCGGGCGAUGUCGACUGUAGUGCAGAGGUGUAGUUGAGAGAACCGCCGGGAGAGUCCAACUCGAUAUAAAACCACCCAGAGAGACAAUCCAGUCACAUUCGAUCAAGAAGUAUACAGGAAGCCGCCGGCGACUCUUUUAACGAAAUGCUGCUAUCACUGAUAUUAGUCGCGUCUGCCCUUGCGCCGGCGCUGUGCGGCGCGGCGGGGGCGGACCCGGCCGACCCUCAAGUACUCCAGAUGGAGAUGGCCAACAUGCCCAACUCUUACAGCUUCCACUAUGCCAAUAGUGACGGGUCAUCGCGUACUGAAGAGGGUGGCAUCCAGAAUCCAGGCACCGACCAAGCUGCCCUAGACGUCCUAGGAACAGUCCGUUGGUACGACGACAAGGGGCAACUCUAUGAAAUGUCAUACAAAGCUGGCAAACGAGGCUACAGAACUGUUAUUAAAAAAGUAAAAUCGUAAUUCGAAAAUCGAACGCAUGCCAAGAUGGCAUCUUAAAAGUGAUUGUUACCAGCCAGUAGUGUACAGUAAAUAAUAUUUAUUGAAUUUAGUUUAAUGCUAUCUUAUUAAGGAAUUCGUCAUGGUAUGAUUUUAUUUUGAAAGACUGAAAAAAACUGGAAAUGUCAGAGUCAGUAUAAUUGUAAAUGAUGAAAGUCUAGGCUUUAAAUCUAGUUAUUAAAUUAAUUUAUUAACCACA
This is a messenger RNA of Plutella xylostella (diamondback moth), 738 nucleotides long. RefSeq names its product endocuticle structural protein SgAbd-6. Lineage: Eukaryota; Metazoa; Arthropoda; Insecta; Lepidoptera; Plutellidae. The record is from RefSeq and is a predicted model, not a curated record.